Porites lobata is the source of this 6427-nucleotide messenger RNA. NCBI's taxonomy places the organism in Eukaryota, Metazoa, Cnidaria, Anthozoa, Scleractinia, Poritidae. The record is from the annotation of a GenBank genome assembly.
AUGAAGCAAUUUUGGCGUUCGUUUGUUUUCAGUUGCUUUUCGUUAUCGAGAAGGCAAUUCAUCCAACUUGCAAUCUUUAUCAGCUUCGUUUCAGUUCAAUACUUCUAUCAUGUACAGCUAACCACUCGUCUUAACGACGCACUUGCUAGAUUGGACAAGUUAGAGAACUGGAUUAACAGUAGAAGUAAAGAUCAGAAACAGAUGAAGCCUGCACACAUGAAGGUAAUUUAUGGCCAUUCCCGUAAAAGGCGGAAUUUGAAUGAGGGCCAGAUUAACAAGUUAUGGGAACGAAUUGAAGGCUUGGAAAAUCGGUGAGUAGAGAAUACCAUUAAAAAAAUAAGCGAAAGUUUAGGAUUAGAAAUAUUAUAAGGAACCUUGAAGCGUAAUAGCUUUCAAAUUCAAUCUCCAAGUCGCCUGGUGCCUGAAAUAAUAGAAAUAACUGCAUAAAGCAAACACUUAUGAAAGUAAUUCUUGUAAUUGAAUGUUCUAGUAUUGGGUGCGUGAUUAUCAAGGAUUGUGUGAAUAGAAUAAUAAGGCUUAGUUGAUUUACACAGUCAGUGGACAAAUUCACGCAAUGUUGUCUCUUCGGCUUUUCCCUUAAGCAGUCUAAAACUCACUUACAUGUUCGAAACCCGGCAAUAUUUUUGUUCUGUGCGGAUUGUAUACUGACCUAUCACUCGAAAGAAUAAGCAGGUGAAAAACUCAAAAGAAAAAUCUCGAAUUGCAGUUAGUAUAAAACUGAGAAUAUUCAGUUUAAAAAUAAUAAUAACGGGAGCAACAGGAAGAUGUGCUCAUCUAAAAUAAUGGUCCCACUAUAGGAAUGCACUCAGUGAGCCAGACAGCUUAAAUAUAGUGCACGAUUGACUCAAAGUUAACUGAAACAGUAGACAUGCCAAGCCGCGUUCCAAAAGGGUGGGUGUUCUCAUAUACAAUUGAUGCAGUGCCAAAACUAACAACUGCUUAUCACGACCUUUUUUACUGUGUACUUCUCUUGUCAGUGAUCACGAGCCAACACUGUUCUGAUGCUAUUACACGACCAGAAUAGCCAAGGCUACAAUAGAUAACUUCAAGAUUGCAUGAAAAAGUUAGAAACCGUUUCAAAGAAAAAGUAUGUUAGUUAUUUAUUGCAGGAAAUUUACGUUUUUUGCAUUUCCCUAUAUCAAUUAUUUAAUUACACUGCUAGAUAAAAAAACUAAUACAGAAUUUGGAAAGAUAAAAAUCCAGUGAGGAUUGAUGAUCCAAUUGACAUGAUAUAGAUAGUUCAAGAACGUUCGUGAAUAAACUGCAGUUUAUAUUCGUGAACAAAUUAGUGUCAAUCACGGUUGGGCCAUAAGCAGGUUUAUUUUACAUAUCUUCUAUAUUUGUUUCCAUUUUUCGACCAGACUUGACAAAUAGAGUACGAUUGUUGACCAACUAAUUUUAAACUUUUUUUGACGCAAAAUGUCAUCAAAUUAUGACGUCCCAACGACUGACGUCACCAAAAUGGUCAUAGUGCACAUUUCACUUUCAUAGUCAAACUAAUAUCAUCUAAAAGAGCUUUAGGAGAGACGUAAAGCAAGAAUAAUCGUUUCUACGACAAUUACAACUUAAGUUAUGGGACUUCAAAGAAAUUUAAGUGCAACUCCAGGAACCAUGCUUUUCCUCGCUUUUUUUCUUAAAAGUAUGUCCAACAUCAUGCAUUUUCUCCGAUCACACAGACCUGAUCGAGUUUUUCGAGGAGCAGAGCACGGUCGGCCCAUAGGACGCAAAAAGCUGCAGCCUAGGAACUACUUUUGCACGUUUUAUUCGUUUGAGCUCAAACUUUGCAGGAUGGUAGAACUUUGUAUUCUAAAAAAAUCCCAUGUUUUUUGUCAGUUUUCGAUUUGAACUGUUUUAGGCGGGAAAGACGGCACAAGAUUGACUGGCGGGAAAACGUGGUAGCCGUCGUCACUCUUCUACGAGUUUUAGCGAUAAUGUCAAAGCGGCGGAAACAAGUUAUCAAAUGUUAGAAGUUUUAUCAUUUUGCGAUCGGGAGAGUGUGUAACCUCCUACACUUAUAAAAGGGAACGGUGCUAAUUUUUUUAGUGAAAAAUGGUAAAAUGAAGAUUUCCGGGGAGUCUAUAUUUUGAAAAUAGGCGAAAGAACUUGAAGUCAAAUCUCGUACUCGAAGUCGUCCUCGUCCUGAAAUCUAAAGGUUUCAAUUAACUGCUAAAAAGGAUAUUAGGGAGCUUAUAUGGCCACGACCACGACGAAGGACCGAAGCGAGAAAGUCAAUGAAGGCGAUGGUUUUACUAACCAAAGAUUAGAGAAAACAACUUAAUCAGAAUAAUUAAGAAUAUAUAUUGUGCAGUUUUCAUGACGAGAUGAUCAACUGCGAAUUAAAAUAACAAAAAAAUAAAAAUAACUAAAUUAUAGAUAAGAAUUACAUCAUGUAUUGUGUAUAAUAUCAAAAAGCCUAACCAAGAAUAAAAAGCCUUACUAAAAGGAAGGUACGUCUUUAAAAGUUUUCCUAAAAAUAAAUAAAAAUUACAUAGUCGUGUAUAGGUAUUAAGUAAACCUAAGAAUGAAAAGCCUUACUAAAAAAAGCGCCUUUAACAAUUUUUUAAAAAAGUCAACAGAUUUGACCAUUCUAAUUUUCAGACUUAAAUCGUUCCAGAGUUUAGGCGCCGAAGCAACGAAAGCACGGCCGCCCACGGUUGUUAAAGUUUUAAAAUUCGGGUGAGACAGCAGUAUUCCGUUGUCAGAUCGCAGUCUACAUCUUGAUAUAACUUUUGGUACAUUUCCUUCACACGACCACAACGUGAACUUCCUAAUUUCACGUCUCAUCGCUCGUUUCAUCAGAAACUAAACGCAAGACAACUAUCUCUAGCUUUUUCCUUUAAUGUAUGUUCUUUUUAGCUUAUUUUGGAACAUGGGUACGGUACUUUAAAAGAGGUCAACUUACGAAAAAUUUGCCAACGUUCAACUAACUGAACGAGGUAGAAAAUUAGCGAUCUAUUUCAAGACCACGUGAUGCAUAUCACUUCAAGUGACGUUUUCAAUGACGUCGUCUUUGUGGUUGCUUAAUUAAUUGUCCGUUCAUGAGCUUAUCCACUAGGUAAAUAUCUGUUCACGAUCUAUCAAAAUAGCCCUCUCGGUAGAGAUUUAUUUCAUAGACAACGAGAAUCGGUGUAACCACACAUGGUUAUUAGUUACGUCUGCUUGCAAAAAUCGUUGUAGUCAUAAACAAUUCAUCUACAGAAACAAGUAAAAUAAGUUACCGUCUCCAGAAUGUUGGAGUAAGCACAUUCAUACUGCUUUUGCCUUGAUAAAAGAUAUAUAAAAGGGUCAAAGAGAAUAGAGAUAAUGUGAAAGAUUUUCGGGAAGAAUCCAGUUGAACUAGUUGAGGUGGUAAUUUUAAAAUUGUUGCUUCAAUCCUCGAGAAAAUCAAAACUGUACAAUAUAAUUAUCCACUGCUGUUUUCACAUUGUUUUUGUAGUAUCACAGCCUCAAACAAUUUCACUGUUACUGGCCAGGGAGCAUUCUGUGCCCAAGGGUCACCAGGAAUGAAUGGUAUGCCGGGUAAAAAUGGAAUACCGGGUCAUGAUGGGAAGGUUGGAAUGCCAGGAAGAGACGGUGAGCAUAGAGUUAUUUUUUCUGUUGUUUUUAAUUAAAACUGAACUGAAAGAACUGGGUUAGAUUUGUUCUAUUCCUGCAAUAGGUAACUUAUAGAUGCAUUUUAUUGGUUUGAGUUUAGUUAAAUUAAAGACCAACUUAUUUCAUACUACUGUUAAAUUGCUUAGUAUAGAAGAGCUGGUUGAAUUCAGCUCAAAGCGGUAAGGGAAACUCAGGAUUGAUAAAUCCUGGAAUGCUGAAUUUUUUUUCCAGAUCUUUUCAGUGAGAGGUUAAAAAAAGUAAUUAAAGUUCUCCGUAACACCAUUUAAGAACAAUCAUCUUGAUCAUACCCUAACACUGAAGUACCUUCUGCUUGCCCAUAACAUAGUAUCCGUGUUUAUUAGUGUAGGUAGAGAUGGUACCGAUGGACGGCAUGGAAUACCGGGGAGAAACGGAAUCCCAGGGAGACAGGGACUACCGGGUAAUUACAAUUACAUUUUGGUUCUUGGCUUAAUACUUUUUGAGCCCCGUGUAAGGGAAUCCGGAAAAUUUUGUUCAUAGAAUCCGGAAUCUGAGUAAUUUUUGCUUGUGGAAUCCGGAAUCCAGGACUUUGGAAUCUGGAAAACGUACAGCUCAAGGAAUCGGGAAUCCCACGAACAACUGAAAUCCAGUUCCACUGAAAAAUAAUCCGGAUUCCAUUUCUUGGAAUCUGGAAUCCAAGGAUUGGAACUGCCUUGGGUUGCCUUACAUGAAGUGAAUUUCUUGUAAGGCGAUAAGGCCUGUAUGAAUCCAGGGGAGGAGCCGCCCCUCCCCCCUUAUUUUUAGACCAAACUGACGCCCUAAGGGAAAAAAAGGUUUUUUUGAGGCUUUCAAUGAUCGCACUUUCAGAGCAGUUCUUCAAGAUUAGACUGUGAAAUAACGGUUUCAGUUUACAGAAGGUACUGUAGCAGGCUUUGUUUCGUUCAAGGUAGAGAUGGUGCUGCAGGUCCUAAAGGUGAGAGAGGUCAUAAAGGUCACAAAGGUGAACUUGGCCCACAGGGACCGCCUGGUGAUCCGGUAAUCUGCCAAAAGAAACCCGUUACAGAGGAAUCUAAGCAAGCGACUUCUGGAAGCACUGUGUUCAUUCGCUGGGGCCGUAGCGAGUGCCCUGCUAACAGAGGGACCGUUCUGGUUUACGAAGGCACGUUAGUUCAUAUAUACUUUGAUUAUUACUCUAAUUCUCAAAAUCACACAAACUUAAAGGGGCUAUGUAACGAGGAUAUUAAGGUUUUAGCUCAAUUCUGUGCUGAAGACAUUGCUUUAGUUCUUUAUGUGUUUUAUCCGUACACAAAAUCCUCCGUUAGAGAUAUAUGAGGUAGAUACCAAACAAAUUCCACCAGGAAGGACUAACCAUAACAUUCUUGGCGUGAUCUUUCCAGGUAUAGCAUUUAAAAGUGAAAAAAAAAAAUGGCCCACUAUUUCAAGUUUCAAUCUACUGAACCCAUAUUCAUCUUUGCAUCCGUUGCAGUAGACGAUGGAGAACAGUUUCAAUGCUUAAAUGAAGUCUUGAAUAACAAAACUGUAAAACUGGAUAAUGAUUCAGUUGAUAUGAAGACAGAUUUUCGCUUUUUGAAAAGAAAGAAGUUGACUUUUUUACUUUGUAGUGCAGAAUUUACUUCUCAAAAACAUUAAUACCCCCAUUUUUUAAGAUACGAAGGGUUUGUCAACCAGGAGUUCUAGUAAUUAGACGCCGUACGAGAUACCAACUUAUUAGGGGUUCAUUUCUUCAAAUAGAUUCAAGUUAGUCUUAUGGCACGUUUGUUAAUUAUAAGGGUGUGAAAUAUCGUGUUCGAGGCGGCAUGUGCUAGGCCCUAAUAUAUGCUGAUUAAUUUUAGUGUGCGUUCGGUUAGGAUGAUCUGACAUUAAGUGUUUGAAGAUCACUCGCUUUAUAGCUCAUCAAAGAAACUGACGAAUCCAACCUGGGAAAGGAUUCAUCGGGUCUUUUGAUGUACCAUGUUCAGAACGAUCUCGGGCCUGUAUGACUGUAUGAUCCCGAAUAAACCCACCCUAAUAAGAGUUUAGAAAUGAACACACAGACCAGAGAGUAGAACGACAUACAGACAGAGAUAGACGGACGGGCGGGCCGAAGGACAGAAAGACGGACGGACGGACGGACGGACGGACGGACGGACAGGCGGACGGGCGAAAAGACAGAUAGGCAGACAGACGGUGAGACAGACAAACAGCUGACAGAUGGACGGACGAACGGACGGGCGAAAUAUAGAGAGACAGACGGACGGACUGACAGAGAGACAGACUUAUUAAGCAUUUGGCGAUAAACUGAAUAUCCCUGUCUAUUUUUUUUAUCAAGCUAGGUCGAGUAGCUGGAUGGCAACCAAGGAGUAAAGGAGGAGGAGUCAACUACCUGUGCAUGCCUCUGAGUCCUGAGUAUACCAAGCCCGCCACCCCUGGAUUCCAACCGAAAGCAUCCCUCUUCGGUGUACAGUAUGGUCAAGUAGACGAUCUUUUCCCACCAAUCCCAGGUCAUAAACCAAACAUAAGCUACCUUGGAGUACCCUGCACUGUAUGCCGAGCGGAGAGAAGAGGAUCCCUUAUGAUGAUCCCGGCCCGUAAUGUUUGCCCUACUAGUAGGUGGACCCGCGAGUAUAUCGGCUACCUUAUGACAGACAUGUCAAACAGUACCGCCCCAGAUUACAUCUGCGUCGACGCUGACGCGACUGGAGUUGAAUUAAAGCACAACGAAAGACAUUCUGCAAAUUCUUUUCUCACUUCAGUUCUUGGAAAGUGCGGCGUGCUCCCCUGCUCGAGCUACGAACCGAACAGGGACCUGACUUGCGUGGUAUGCACCCUGUAG